This is a messenger RNA of Hemicordylus capensis (graceful crag lizard), 865 nucleotides long. RefSeq names its product phospholipase A2 inhibitor and Ly6/PLAUR domain-containing protein-like. Gene Ontology annotation, molecular function: phospholipase inhibitor activity. The transcript is spliced from 5 exons. The coding region runs from base 64 to 702 and encodes 212 amino acids. Gene Ontology annotation, cellular component: extracellular region. The record is from RefSeq and is a predicted model, not a curated record. Lineage: Eukaryota; Metazoa; Chordata; Lepidosauria; Squamata; Cordylidae.
UGCUGCAUCAGUCUACCUCUGUUCCUCUGAGUCCUCCCGAGUCUUUGCAGUCUUUCUAGCACAAUGAAGGUUCUCCUGAGCACCUGCCUCCUUUUGGUCCUGCUCUCUCCAGCGGCAGCUCUCACAUGCGAGUACUGUAUGAGUUUUGGAAAUAGGUGCGUCAACGCCACCACCGUCAAAUGUGCUUAUGAUGAACAAGCCUGUGCCUCUUCCAUUGAAAGAGCCUUUUUCUAUCCUUUUCGAUUGAUGUUGACUACAAAGGGAUGCAUUGAACCCCACCACUGCGAAUCGGGCCACUACAGUGCCACUUUUCGAAACGAUGUGAACAUGCAGGGUAACACCUAUUGCUGCCAUACAGACAACUGCAACCAUGUGACUCCCCCGCUGCCUACACAGAGGAAUGAGCCCAAUGGGCUGGAAUGCCCAUCUUGCUUCCGUCUCUAUCGCAACGAAUGCCACAGUCAGCGGAUGGUCAGUUGCACCGAUGAAGAAGAUCAUUGCUUCAACUAUGCUGGUUCUAUCGAAGUGGCCGAGUUCAACCUGCAGAUGGUCACCCGAGGCUGUGCAACACAAAAUGUGUGCCAUCUCAGAAGAGGCUUAUUGUUUACACCUGGUGAUGUGGCCACCGGCAACAUCACCACUGCGAAUUGCUAUCCAGCAGAAGAAGAAGAAGAAGAAGAAGAAGAAGAAGAAGAAGAAUGAAAUGUUGCCAGCCCAGUUUCUUCUAGGCACUUGUCAGGCCUUGCAAAGAGGAAGAGCAUUCGAGGAAAUUCCAGAUGCGGAUGCACUCCAGAAAGGAUAGUGUAUGGCUUCCAUGUUUAUGUUCCCAAAGAGUCCUCUGCAAAAUAAAUUGAAGUGGCAAGUC